This is a messenger RNA of Neodiprion virginianus, 867 nucleotides long. RefSeq lists its product as uncharacterized. Bases 177 to 746 code for a protein of 189 amino acids. The record is from RefSeq and is a predicted model, not a curated record. The transcript has 2 exons. NCBI's taxonomy places the organism in Eukaryota, Metazoa, Arthropoda, Insecta, Hymenoptera, Diprionidae.
UUUCAGUGGCGCGAACGUGCGCAGAAGUCCAAAAAUAUACCCAUUGCGUCGUUUCUCAGAUCUGGCAACAUUGUAUUCUCUUUCUGUAUAUUAUUAUUAUAUCUGAGACGUGUGCUACAGAGUUUUAAUGUUUUGAGGUUACUUUUAUUUUGGAGUUAAAAAAUAAUUUAUUUAUAAUGACUUCACGUUUGAAGAAUGGGAGGUUUGUGAAAAAAAAAGUAGGCGAUAGAGUAGCUAAAGCUCUAACAGCUAUGUCAGAAGCUAAAAAAACAAAAAUUCUCGAAACACUGCAUGAAACUACUCAAUGUAAAAUUCCAGAUGGGAAUUGUAUAGUUGCAUUGGAAAAAUUAGCUAAAAACCUCAAAUGCACCAGCUGCAGCAGUCUUUUAGACAUGGAAAAAAUGUACGGCUAUAACAGAGAAGGACUUCACGUAAAGUUUAAGAUAAAAUGUGAUACUUGUGGCAGAUAUAAUAAUGUUAAUACCGCAGAGUCCACCAAUGGUGUUUCUGAUGUCAAUAUGUCCGUGGUUUUAGGGGCUAUUCAUGCCGGUGUUGGAAAUACUGGCUUAAAUAAAAUUCUUGCUUGUGCCAAUUUACCUCGAGUAAUAGACAAAAUUUAUAAAAAGUACGAAGUUGUAGUUGGUCAAGCAAUAGAAUUAGAAGCUAAAGAAAGUUGCAAGCGAGCUGCUUCUGAGGAAAAAGAAUUGGUGAUAAAAAAUGUCAAAAAGCUGUGUGACACAUUGUAAGCAUCCAUUCUAAUUCAUUUGAACUGUUCAAUGGACUGAUGCUGAUCAUCAUAAUAAUUAUAAAUCAUUUUCUCAACACUGAUUUUUAUAAAAUUGUAAUAUAAUUUAUUGAAAAAUUGUA